Penicillium chermesinum is the source of this 1218-nucleotide messenger RNA. RefSeq lists its product as uncharacterized. Gene Ontology annotation, biological process: RNA 3'-end processing. Lineage: Eukaryota; Fungi; Ascomycota; Eurotiomycetes; Eurotiales; Aspergillaceae. The record is from RefSeq and is a predicted model, not a curated record. Gene Ontology annotation, molecular function: poly(A) RNA polymerase activity; mRNA binding. The coding region runs from base 1 to 1218 and encodes 405 amino acids. Gene Ontology annotation, cellular component: TRAMP complex; nucleolus. The transcript is spliced from 2 exons.
AUGCUCCAAGACCGGAAAGCAAACGGCGCGCUCGCAGGCGCCUCCCGACGUGCAGAUUUUCCACACUAUGGAACUCCGCCAAAUCUACCGUGGCUAAGCUAUUUACCUAGAUCUGCAGUGGCGGGUGAUGCCUCGAUGUACUUGGAUGCCGAGCUCCAAGCACUGAGCCGCUACUUAGCCCCGAGUCAGCACGAGCAGGACCAAAUUCAUCGCAUAAUCGGACAAGUUGGCGCCUUGAUAGAGAGGGUCGUGCCGUAUAGUCCGCAGCUGAUAGGCCCUCACCGAACGGGCUUGGCGCUGGCGCAUUCGAACGUGAGCCUGCUGUUGCGCUACGACGACGUGCCGCGCUCUCUAGACAAUUCUAGGAGGCCGAGCGCCACGAGGCCACAGAUCAAGGAAGCCCAUAUGAACUUGCUGCGCCGUGUCGAAUCAGCUCUCCAAGCUACUGAACUCUUCAAUGGCCUGGUUAAACUACAAGGGAAACGGAGGCCCUUCUUAGAGGCACGACACCAACCCACAGGGCUGCUACUGAACUUUCGCUGCGACGAGGGUGUUCCUGUCCUCACGGAGUACCUCCAAGGUUAUUCGGAAGAGUAUCCUGCGCUGAGGCCUUUGUAUACCGCUGCGCGGACUUUGCUCGAGGCGCAUAGCCUGUUCGGCGACUCGCACGCGAGCAUCGAACCCGAUGCGCUAGCUUUACUUGUCGUUGCGUUUCUCAAGACAACCCAUGGACGGUUUCCUGGCUAUAGUCGGCUUGGUGACCAAUUCUUAGGCUUCCUCCAGCUAUACGGUAUGGAGGUCAAUCUUUCGUCCGUAGGAGUGGCCGCAGAUCCUCCAGGGUUUUUUAGCAUUAAGACCCUCCGCACGCCCCCGACCAAAGAAGUAGAGCCUGCACACCUUCGUGGUCAGCGGUCUCUGAUCAAUGCGAAGCAUACAGCUGCUGUGAAAGGUAAUAGACCAGCAAGCCGAAGGCUGUGUGUUCAGGAUCCGUCUCAUUACAUGAAUAACCUGGGGCGCUCGUGUACUCGGGUGGUGGAGAUGCAGAGGGUCUUUGCCAAGGCGCACGAACGGCUGGUCGAGUCUCUGGGCGAUUGGGACUCGCAACCGAAAAAAGAAUCGAUCCUGAAGGAUGGCCUCCAUGCUAAUUUUGCUGAACUGGAGAGGUUUCGGAGAAGAAUGAUACUUUCUGCGCAUCAUGCCGAAGGCUCCUACGUGUGA